Molecule: messenger RNA, 540 nt
Organism: Actinia tenebrosa (Australian red waratah sea anemone)
Lineage: Eukaryota; Metazoa; Cnidaria; Anthozoa; Actiniaria; Actiniidae
Product: serine/threonine-protein kinase SMG1-like
Biological process (GO): nuclear-transcribed mRNA catabolic process, nonsense-mediated decay
Cellular component (GO): nucleus
Molecular function (GO): protein binding; protein serine/threonine kinase activity
Source: RefSeq, a predicted model, not a curated record
UCUUUGAUUCACUGGGUACAUGAUGAUUUGUUAGCCCUGGCGUCUCCUCUGAUGCCUGAGGACUCGGGAUCUAAUGGAGGGAAGACACCCAUCGCGGCACCACCACCUACCUUUGCAUCAGCAUUACAGAAGGGUAGCACUACCAUGACCAAAGACAUCCCAGAAACAUCAUCAAGUUACUGUCCUCCAACAAACCCAGUCAUUCUACACAAAGAUCAUGGGGYACAAAGUCCAUCAGGUGGAGGUUCACCUACCACACGACCUGCUACAGUUGCAAGUCCAAGAAAGUCUUCCUCAGCUUUCCUCGCCAGAGAUCCAAAAACUGGCAAAGCUCUACAGCAGCAUAACACAUAUGCCAUUAGUGUGUGGAGGAAAGUAAAAGCAAAACUCGAUGGUAGGGAUGCGGAUCAAGCAAAGAGAAUGUCUGUAACGGACCAGUGUCUUAUGCCAUGCUACGUUAUUAUUAUUAGUCAUGUUAGAGGAGAUCUAGUAUGGGUGCGGUGUGCCUCAUCGAGACCACAUAACAUCCGUGCAUUCUGA